UCCGCCCGUGGGGGGGCACCGGGGGGAGAGGCAGCCUGCGGCCCGGAGGAAGCUCCCGGAGGAUGGGCGAGGAGGAGGAGGCGGCACACGCACGGCUGGGCCAGCGGAGGAUGAAUUAGGAGCCACAGGAGGCUGCCGCCGGCACCGAGGGGGGAAGACGAGAGGAAGGGGCUGGACUUGGAAGAGGAGGAGGAGGAGGAGGAGGGUGCGCGGGGGGGGGGACUGAGUAUCGCUAAUAACAAGUUAAAGACUAAUAACAAUAAUAACAGACCACCUCCAGGAAGAUCCGCGGCGGAGGCUGAGCGGUCCCCGCGGAGGCCAGUGGGGUUGCAGCGCUGGGUAGCUUGGAGAGACGCUCCGAGGCAUCAGUCUGUGGUGGUGGCUGAUUUUUUUUUUUGGGGGGUGGGCGGGGUGGGGGCCGUGUUUGCGGGAGAAGGAAGGGGUGGGAGUCGGAGGAGCGGACUACCUUUCCAUUAUUAUUUUUAUUUUUUUGUUGAUAUUAUUUUCGCCGUGCAAGGAGGACGCUCGGAAUUCACCGGCCUGUCGGCUCCCGAGAGGGACCCGGGGAUUGUUGCGGUCGCUUUUCUUUAUUAUUUUUUUUAAUUUUAUUUUAUUUAUUUUUUUUGUCGGUCGGUUCGUUUGUUUUGAUUUGGCUUUUUGUUGCCGUCAUUCUCAUUUUCCUUUUCCCGCUGAGCAGCGGCGGCGGCAGCAAUAUGGCUGGUGAUGGGUUUUUUGGGGGGCGCUGGCGGCGGGAGGAGCUCUCGGAAGCCCCUGCGCGCCGGGCCCGCUGUUAGCUAUGGCAAAUGGCAGCGGCGGCGGCUCCUACCCGGGCGGCAGCGGCGGCGGCGGCGGCCUUAGAAUGAGUAACAAUAUCAACGCCAACAAUCUCAACACAGACUCGUCCUCCUCCCCCGUCAAUGUGCCCAAGAUGGAUGCGCUCAUCAUCCCGGUGACCAUGGAGGUGCCCUGCGAUAGCCGCGGACAGCGCAUGUGGUGGGCUUUCCUCGCCUCAUCCAUGGUCACUUUCUUUGGGGGACUGUUUAUCAUCCUGCUGUGGAGGACCCUCAAGUACCUGUGGACUGUCUGCUGCCACUGCGGGGUCAAAAGCAAGGAGGCCCAGAAGAUCAAUGGUGGUGGAGAUACACAGGCAGAUGGGGCCUGCAAACCAACGGAUGAAAAAGAGGAGAAUGUGGCAGCAGAAGUGGGAUGGAUGACCUCUGUAAAAGAUUGGGCAGGAGUCAUGAUAUCUGCCCAGACAUUAACUGGCAGAGUACUUGUUGUCUUAGUCUUCGCUCUUAGUAUUGGUGCUCUUGUAAUAUACUUCAUAGAUUCAUCAAACCCAAUAGAGUCCUGCCAGAAUUUCUACAAAGAUUUCACGUUACAGAUCGACAUGGCUUUCAAUGUGUUCUUCCUACUCUACUUCGGCUUGCGUUUCAUAGCAGCCAAUGACAAGCUAUGGUUUUGGCUAGAAGUUAACUCAGUAGUAGAUUUCUUCACGGUCCCUCCAGUGUUUGUGUCAGUAUAUUUAAACAGAAGUUGGCUUGGUUUAAGAUUUUUAAGAGCCCUUAGACUGAUACAGUUUUCAGAAAUAUUGCAGUUUCUGAAUAUCCUUAAAACAAGUAAUUCCAUCAAGCUCGUGAAUCUGUGCUCUAUAUUUAUCAGCACAUGGCUGACAGCAGCUGGGUUCAUACAUUUGGUGGAGAACUCAGGGGAUCCAUGGGAAAAUUUCCAAAAUAAUCAACAGCUAACAUAUUGGGAAUGCGUUUAUUUACUGAUGGUUACAAUGUCCACUGUUGGUUAUGGAGAUGUUUAUGCAAAAACAACCCUUGGUCGCCUUUUCAUGGUCUUCUUCAUCCUUGGAGGAUUGGCCAUGUUUGCCAGCUACGUCCCUGAAAUCAUAGAGUUAAUAGGAAACCGCAAGAAAUAUGGUGGUUCCUAUAGUGCGGUUAGUGGAAGAAAGCACAUAGUUGUCUGUGGUCACAUAACACUUGAAAGUGUGUCCAACUUCCUGAAGGACUUCCUGCACAAGGAUAGGGAUGAUGUCAACGUAGAAAUCGUCUUUCUCCAUAAUAUCUCCCCUAACCUUGAGCUGGAAGCUCUCUUUAAACGACACUUCACUCAGGUGGAAUUUUAUCAGGGUUCAGUCCUUAAUCCCCAUGACCUGGCAAGAGUGAAGAUAGAGUCAGCAGAUGCGUGCCUAAUUCUUGCCAAUAAAUACUGCGCUGACCCAGAUGCUGAAGAUGCCUCCAAUAUUAUGAGAGUUAUUUCAAUAAAGAAUUACCAUCCGAAGAUAAGAAUUAUCACUCAGAUGUUGCAGUAUCACAAUAAGGCCCAUCUACUAAAUAUCCCAAGCUGGAACUGGAAAGAAGGGGAUGAUGCAAUCUGUCUUGCUGAGCUCAAGCUGGGUUUCAUAGCCCAGAGCUGCCUGGCACCUGGCCUUUCAACAAUGUUAGCCAACCUCUUCUCUAUGAGAUCAUUCAUAAAGAUUGAGGAGGAUACGUGGCAGAAAUACUAUCUGGAAGGAGUUGCAAAUGAAAUGUAUACAGAAUAUCUGUCUAGUGCCUUUGUGGGUUUGUCUUUCCCUGCAGUUUGUGAACUGGUGUUUGCGAAACUAAAGCUCUUAAUGAUAGCCAUAGAAUACAAGUCGGAAAAACGAGAAAGCAGCAUAUUAAUCAAUCCUGGAAACCAUGUCAAGAUUCAAGAAGGUACCUUAGGAUUCUUCAUUGCAAGUGAUGCCAAAGAAGUAAAAAGGGCAUUUUUUUACUGCAAGGCCUGUCAUGAUGACAUCACAGAUCCCAAAAGGAUAAAAAAAUGUGGCUGCAAACGGCUUGAAGAUGAGCAGCCAUCGACACUAUCACCCAAAAAAAAGCAACGAAAUGGAGGCAUGAGAAAUUCACCCAACUCCUCACCCAAACUGAUGAGGCAUGACCCCUUGUUAAUUCCUGGCAAUGAACAGAUUGACAAUAUGGAUGCCAAUGUGAAAAAAUAUGACUCUACUGGGAUGUUUCAUUGGUGUCCAGCCAAGGACAUUGAAAAGGUCAUUUUGACUCGAAGUGAAGCAGCGAUGACAGUUUUAAGUGGGCAUGUUGUCGUUUGCAUAUUUGGAGAUGUUAAAUCUGCUUUGAUUGGAUUAAGAAAUUUAGUGAUGCCUUUACGAGCCAGCAACUUUCACUACCAUGAACUCAAGCACAUUGUGUUUGUGGGUUCACUUGAAUACCUGAGAAGGGAGUGGGAGACGCUGCAUAACUUCCCAAAGGUUUCAAUCUUGCCUGGUACGCCAUUAAGUCGGGCUGAUUUAAGGGCUGUCAACAUCAACCUCUGCGACAUGUGCGUUAUCCUGUCAGCCAAUCAGAAUAAUAUUGAUGAUGCUUCGCUGCAGGACAAGGAAUGCAUCUUGGCGUCACUCAACAUCAAAUCUAUGCAGUUUGAUGACAGCAUUGGGGUCUUGCAGGCUAAUUCCCAAGCAGAUCGGGAGACAAUUUCAGAUCUACAUUCUGUUGUCUUUGCAGGCUUUACACCCCCUGGGAUGGAUAGGUCAUCACCAGACAACAGUCCGGUCCAUGGCCUGUUACGUCAACCUUCCAUUACAACAGGCGCCAACAUCCCUAUUAUAACAGAGCUAGUAAAUGAUUCAAACGUUCAGUUCUUGGACCAAGAUGAUGACGACGAUCCAGACACAGAACUGUAUCUCACGCAGCCCUUUGCAUGUGGAACCGCAUUUGCUGUCAGUGUGCUGGACUCUCUCAUGAGCGCAACAUACUUCAAUGACAAUAUCCUCACACUGAUACGGACAUUGGUAACAGGAGGAGCCACACCGGAGCUGGAAGCACUGAUUGCUGAGGAAAAUGCAUUGAGAGGAGGUUACAGCACACCACAGACACUUGCAAACAGGGACAGGUGUCGAGUUGCUCAGUUGGCUUUGUAUGACGGGCCAUUUGCAGACCUAGGGGAUGGAGGUUGUUACGGAGAUCUAUUUUGUAAAGCACUGAAAACAUACAAUAUGCUUUGCUUUGGAAUUUAUCGAUUAAGGGAUGCACAUCUAAGCACUCCCAGCCAAUGCACUAAACGUUACGUUAUCACAAACCCACCGUACGAGUUUGAGCUUGUGCCGACAGACUUGAUCUUCUGUUUGAUGCAAUUUGACCACAACGCCGGCCAGUCCCGAGCCAGUCUUUCUCAUUCCUCCCAUUCCUCCUAUUCUUCCAGCAAGAAGAGCUCAUCUGUUCACUCCAUCCCAUCCACAGCAAACCGACCGAACCGCACCAAGACCAGGGAUUCCCGGGAAAAACAGAAGUACGUGCAGGAAGAUAGACUUUGAUGUGUGUACCUGCUCCCACUGUGUGUGAAACUUGCAUUCACCUCCCAUUCUCCCCAGUUAAUGUGUCCAACAGUAACGUUCCCCGUUUUGCCAUGGAGCUCUCCCUUUUUGUACACAUUUUUUGCAUAUGUAUGACAGUGUGCAUGAGAUUGUCAUUUUUAUUUCACCACCAUAAAACCCUUAAGCACAACAGCAACAAAGCAGACGGACCAAAAAGUUAUUUAUGAUGCUAGGGGAGAUAAAAAUUCUAAAACCCAUAGGCACAUUGAAAACUUAAAUAACUCACUGCAGUUACUCUACAUAUCAGAAAACAGAGUGUAUUUAAUGUGAACACUUUUGAUGUUAGAGUUACACAAAAGAAGUCAUUAGCACAGAAGCGUUGAUGUAUGUUGCUGUAGGUUUUUAUAAUCAUAUUUACAGGAGUUACCCCAUGUAGUUGAAGCUUACAAAACUAACCAGCUGCAAAACAACAACAACAGCAAAAACACUAAUUUUUCACUCUCAAAGCUUAUAUUGUAUAGGGCUUACACUCUUUGUAUAGAUUAUCGCUACGCACCUGCUUUAUACCAAAGCAACAUCAGGGAUGAAGUUGCUCGUUUUAUGUUAUUCUCUGAAAUACAAGCCUUUUGGAGAUAGCGGUUUUUUUCCCCUUUAAUCCUGAAAUUGUCUGGGAAUGGAGUUGUCAAACUCCAAUGGUUUAAUUUCAAUUUAGAAAGAGUCUAAUUGCAUAUUAAAUUAUUAUUCUGUCUAUUUAUACAGCCACAGAAAUAGCUAUAUUUUCUUUCACUUUUGACAUUUGGGAUAAAAAGCCAUAUGUAUCAUAAAUAUCAGACGUAAGUCAAUAAAAACUGCCUUGCUGGGACUUUUACAUCUUUAAAAGGUGAAUUAGUCACCUUAUGUAUAGAAUAAAUAAUGUUCAGAAAAGAGCAAGCAUUUUUCUGUGCUUAAGUAUUAGUUCUCGGGGGACUUUAUUCCUUUCCCCAGAUGGUAGUUUAGUGUUUCCUAGUUAGAGCGAUGGUAUAAAUCUUCCAACGAGAGUCCCAAUACGCAAGGACCCUCUGGAAAUCCCAGGCAAUGUUCCAGCUGUUUUUUUAUAAGAGGGGUGUGCCAGUACACGUUAAGCAGGAAUACGAGGGAAGACAACAGAGCACCUUUGAGAUCUGAGAGGUUCCUCUCCCAAUUGGAAAGAAAAGGUGCUGCACCCUAGAUGGCUAACGAGCAGAACAAGAGGGCCGGGCUGAAAACAUCCACUAUUCCGAGGCAUCAUGUUCUAGGCACAUGCCAGAUUCUGGUUGUUGCAUAUUCUCAGCAAUUACUCACCCAGCCAGAGAUUGUGUCAAGGAGGUAAAUGAAGUAGUGGAAAGGAAUCUAUCCUAGACAGCCACAAAAAGGAUACUCGAGGACUAGAGUUUAAUGUCAAAUGCCAACGUUCCAAAAUAUAUAGAAAUAGUUCUAGGCGAUUUGAAGAGGUGCCCAGGGUAAUGAGUAGGAAGGCCAGGAGAAACAUGCCACAUCGCUACCCAGCAAGAAAGCGUACAGGGGGAAAAUAAGUACUUUGACGCGGGAGCGAUGAGCAUUGUAACAGCCAACCCAGACAAGGUGCUUUUAUGGUUAGUGUUGUUUUCUACCUUCCCCUUCCCCAAGCAUGAUAAGUUUGAAGAAUUGCUUGCUGUGUGAUUUGACAAAGAAGCCAAGCACUUUUACUGACAAAACCUGGAACCAUCUAAGCGGGCUACGGAGAGUGCCGUGCAGUGUUAAGCACGAUUGGAAUGCAGUAUAUACGUAUGUGUGCAUUCAAACGCAUCUGUAACUCCUGUCAGUGAAAUAUGCGGCAAAUUUUGGUCGCUCCCCCCCCCAAACAAGUAUAUUACAGUUGCUCUUGAUCAUAAAGACACAUUCGUGUGUUUCUUCUUUCAAAGAAAGUUAUCGUGUUUUGCCCCGAGAAUAUUUAUGACUACAAGGAUGUGCCAGUUAAAGUGCUCAACAGGAAAUAUGACAGUUUAAAAGCAUUGUAAAACUUACAUAGCUUACUUCUUUUUCUAAAGUGCAACAAGGAUGAAUAGAAUGGGCCAAGGUAUGAUAAUUAAUGGUUCUGCAUGACCUAGCAACUGCUGUGGGUUUCCUUCUAUAACUUUGUCCUUGUGAAAACUUGUGAGAU
Molecule: messenger RNA, 6476 nt
Organism: Cygnus atratus (black swan)
Lineage: Eukaryota; Metazoa; Chordata; Aves; Anseriformes; Anatidae
Gene: KCNMA1
Product: potassium calcium-activated channel subfamily M alpha 1
Exons: 28
Coding region: 797-4318 (1173 amino acids)
Biological process (GO): transmembrane transport; potassium ion transport
Cellular component (GO): postsynaptic membrane
Molecular function (GO): large conductance calcium-activated potassium channel activity
Source: RefSeq, a predicted model, not a curated record